CAGUGCUGGAAGUGCCAGGGAUAUGGGCAUAUCUCUGCGAAGUGCAAGCACGAGGGCGAUGUCUGCGGACGUUGUGCUGGCCCCCAUCGAACCAAGGCCUGUGACCAGCACGGCCUGUACACAUGCGCCAACUGCCAAGGGGCUCAUUUCUCAUCGGAUCGUCGCUGCCCCACGCGCCGCACGGCUAAUGCUGAAGCGCGCACGGCCUUCUAUGCACAGCACGGCCUCUACCACGAGUCGGAAGCGACAGCUAUGGCUGCCGCGUAA
Schizophyllum commune H4-8 is the source of this 267-nucleotide messenger RNA. RefSeq lists its product as uncharacterized. The record is from RefSeq and is a predicted model, not a curated record. Lineage: Eukaryota; Fungi; Basidiomycota; Agaricomycetes; Agaricales; Schizophyllaceae. The annotation marks the transcript as partial. The transcript has a single exon.